This is a messenger RNA of Diospyros lotus (date-plum), 1785 nucleotides long. Its product is annotated as elongation factor Tu, mitochondrial-like. Gene Ontology annotation, molecular function: GTP binding; translation elongation factor activity; GTPase activity. Gene Ontology annotation, cellular component: mitochondrion. NCBI's taxonomy places the organism in Eukaryota, Viridiplantae, Streptophyta, Magnoliopsida, Ericales, Ebenaceae. Gene Ontology annotation, biological process: mitochondrial translational elongation. The transcript is spliced from 12 exons. Bases 93 to 1445 code for a protein of 450 amino acids. The record is from RefSeq and is a predicted model, not a curated record.
UACAAGAGAAGCCCUAAACCCCCUAAACCCCUCUGCCUCUCUCCCUCUCUCUCUCUCCCUCUGGUGCAGCUCAUUUGGGUCCUUUCGGAUCAAUGGCUUCUGCGGCUAUAAGAAACCCUAAUUCAAAGCGGUUGUUUCGAUUGUCGUCUCAAAUCCACCAUUCUUGUCGAGGAUCGACCCCCACGUCGUGGUCAAUCUCAGAGACACUCUCUGGAAAUGAGAGAGCUUCCGUACUCAUUCCGUGGUGGAGAUCCAUGGCCACUUUCACUAGAACAAAACCUCAUGUCAACGUGGGAACAAUUGGCCACGUUGAUCAUGGCAAAACUACGCUUACUGCUGCAAUUACUAAGGUGCUAGCAGAAGAAGGCAAAGCUAAGGCUGUUGCUUUUGAUGAAAUAGACAAGGCACCUGAAGAGAAAAAGAGAGGAAUUACCAUUGCAACGGCCCAUGUGGAGUAUGAGACUGCUAAGCGGCAUUAUGCUCAUGUAGAUUGCCCAGGACAUGCAGAUUAUGUUAAAAACAUGAUUACUGGAGCUGCCCAAAUGGAUGGGGGUAUUCUGGUUGUCUCUGCUCCUGAUGGGCCCAUGCCCCAGACAAAAGAGCAUAUUCUACUUGCACGACAGGUUGGUGUGCCAUCACUUGUAUGUUUUCUGAAUAAAGUAGAUGCUGUUGAUGAUCCUGAGUUGCUAGAGCUUGUGGAAUUGGAGCUACGGGAGUUGCUUAGCUUCUACAAGUUUCCUGGUAAUGAGAUACCUAUCAUCCAAGGUUCAGCACUGUCUGCCUUACAAGGUACAAAUGAAGAAAUAGGGAAGAAAGCCAUUUUAAAACUCAUGGAAGCUGUAGAUGAAUACAUUCCUGACCCUGUUCGGCAACUUGACAAACCUUUCCUAAUGCCAAUCGAAGACGUUUUCUCAAUUCAGGGACGUGGAACUGUUGCCACUGGUCGUGUUGAACAAGGGACAAUUAAAGUUGGGGAGGAUGUUGAGAUUUUAGGGUUGAUGCAGGGUGCUCCCCUAAAAACUACAGUGACUGGUGUUGAAAUGUUUAAGAAAAUCUUGGAUUUUGGACAAGCUGGUGACAAUGUGGGUCUUCUUUUACGUGGAUUAAAGCGAGAGGAUGUGCAACGUGGACAGGUGAUUGCCAAGCCUGGGUCUGUGAAGACAUACAAGAGGUUUGAGGCAGAGAUAUACGUCCUCACAAAGGAUGAAGGUGGUCGCCAUACAGCUUUUUUCUCAAACUACAGGCCCCAGUUCUACAUGCGGACUGCUGACAUUACUGGUAAAGUGGAGUUGCCAGAAAAUGUUAAGAUGGUUAUGCCUGGGGACAAUGUGACUGCUAUUUUUGAGCUCAUAUCAGCUGUCCCCCUUGAAGCAGGCCAAAGAUUUGCCUUGCGAGAGGGAGGUAGAACGGUUGGUGCUGGCGUUGUCUCAAAAGUAAUUAGCUGAGAUGUACCACAAAUGCUGGAUCUUGCAAAACUGUGUGUAGGGUUCGCUUUUAAGUGUUUAGAAACAAGGAACUAUUCGAUCCGAGGUAAGAUUAAUGUUGACAUUCUUGAAGAAUCACCAGCCAGCCAGCCACGAGGAAAUUUGAGAAUACAGGACGGAGACCCCAUCUUCCGCCCUUUUUUGGUAGUCCAUGACCGGAAAACAUAAUGACAAAUCAUUUUUUCUUUUUUUGGGUUCACUUUAUUUUAUAUAAGCAUUUUCAUGAUGUGUAUUGUCAUUGAUAAUAAUUUUCCUAAGCUGAAUUGAUGCUAGGACUUCUAAUAAACUUAAUUUAUAUUUA